Molecule: messenger RNA, 638 nt
Organism: Myripristis murdjan (pinecone soldierfish)
Lineage: Eukaryota; Metazoa; Chordata; Actinopteri; Holocentriformes; Holocentridae
Exons: 5
Coding region: 24-638 (204 amino acids)
Biological process (GO): response to bacterium
Source: RefSeq, a predicted model, not a curated record
GGAAAGAAAUAAAGAGAUAAGAAAUGAAGUCUCAUUGGAUUAUUGGUGUUCUUGUUGCGUCCAUCACCACGCCGGAGUUGUGGGCGAUUGCAGUGACUGGUCCGGAGGUGCAACAUGUCCAGUUUGGGUCAACAGUCACUCUGGGUUGUGACUUCUCCUACUUGUAUGAGACAACCUGGUUUAAACACAACCCACACCUCACCCCGACCAUGGUCCUCCACGCCAGCCUUGAGGGAGGACAACCAGACCAAGGGUUGCAGUCCAGCUCUCGUUUCUCAGGGGAGUUGGUGAACCGUUCUCUGGCCCUGAGGAUCAGCAAUGUUGAGGAGAGAGACCUGGGGCUGUAUUACUGCAUCGCAAAGGUCAACAAGCUCAUGAAGGUGGGGAGGGGAACCAGGCUUCAAGGAGGCCCUCAUCCUGAAACGUCUACUCCACAACUGGGCACAACAACCCUUGCUUUCUCGGGUUCGUCUCCAAGUUCCUCCUUGCUUUCUUUUCACCAGGGUUACUGCGUGGCUGUGGUGUUGGGGCUGCUGCUGAUGGUGCUGGCUGUUUGCAUCACCCACUGCAAACUAAGAAAUGAUAAAAAAAAAAAAAAGCCCUCAGUGAUUGUGUACAUCACCAAAAGUAGCACCUAA